Neodiprion virginianus is the source of this 1932-nucleotide messenger RNA. RefSeq lists its product as uncharacterized. Lineage: Eukaryota; Metazoa; Arthropoda; Insecta; Hymenoptera; Diprionidae. The coding region runs from base 1 to 1932 and encodes 643 amino acids. The transcript has 6 exons. The record is from RefSeq and is a predicted model, not a curated record. Gene Ontology annotation, molecular function: protein binding.
AUGGAAGAACCUCAGCAGCAGGUGCCCGGUGCAUUGGAAGACCUGAUGCGGUAUGAUCAAUGCGAAUGGCAAGUAUGGGGAGAGGAAGAAGAAGAAGAAGAAGAACAUGUAGAAGAGUACGAAUUUGAAUACGAAGAUGAGGAUGCAGAGGUGGCUAAGGAUAUCGAGGACACGUCCCCGCAGGAUAGUGUUUCCGAUUUUGGUACCGACCAAGGUUCGAAGAAAAGUCAACAGACGAGCUCGGUCGAGACGAUUAUCACCCAGGAAGAUGAAAUUCAGAAUGCGAGUUUACACUCCAAUUCCUCCUCGAGAUCAUCCUCCAGUCUGAUGAGCAGCGGCAUAAGCGACUCUGAAAUCAAGCUACUGAGACUUUUCAACGUCUUUCCAAUUCCCGAUGAUCCUGGUAACGUUCAAGCAUUUUGGAUCCUCUAUGAUCCCGUUCCGACCUACACGAAUGACGGUAUUCAAAGGUUCGCCGACAUGAUGAAGUCAUUGAAUCUGAGACCCAUCGCGUGUAUGUAUGAUCUACUUAGGUCUGAGGUAGUGAAUCUCCGAUAUUACGGACUGGAUCCGAGAGCUGUAAAAGCCAUCUGCCAGUCAGUGUACAAUAACACAUCCGUUCAAUCUUUACACCUGAAGGACAAUUGGUUGACGCGAGAAGCUUGCGGUCACUUGAACAACCUGUUACUCGAAACGGAGAUACUAACUCACGUGAACUUGAGUGGCUGUAGAAUUGGAUGCGAAGGCAUAAAGUGCAUGUUACCGGGCCUAACGGAGAACUGGUCACUCUUGGAACUGGACUUAAGUAACUGCCAAUUGAAAGAUGAGGGUUUCAAUUUGUUGGCACCAGUCAUUGAGAUCAACCAGCUUCUGCAUACGCUGAAUCUGUCGGACAACCAGCUGGGAACGGAAUGCGCACAAACAUUGCAAGCAAUGCUGGCUCACAAUACUCAUCUUUUGCACUUGGAUCUCUCGUGGAAUGGUCUCUUCACAAAGGAAGUGUCAAACGGACUCUUCAAAGGACUUGUCGAGAACCAGACGCUCCUUUCUCUUAAUCUAUCCUGGAAUGCGCUCGGCAAAGAAGCCGUGGCAUCUCUGGGUAUCUUUUUGCAACAGAAUCAGACUUUGGUAUCUUUGGAUAUGAGUGGAAAUCGAUUUGACGAGCAGGCCGGAGUUACGGUUGCAAAAUCACUGGCGAAAAAUGUUGGCCUUCAAGAGGUUUACUUAGGGGAUAAUCCCCUGAAAUCAGCCGGAGGAUUAGCUCUCAUUCACGCUCUAAUUCCGGAGCAAUCUCCAAAGACUCAGCUACGCCACGUUGACUUGGAGAACAUCUGGGUCAACAAAACCGUUUUGCCAGACUUGGAGAACAUUCGAACCAAUCGGUCCUGGCUUCGGAUAAAAUUGGGUGGAAUAUUUAGUAAUCACAAGCUUGUCGGGCCCGACGAGAAGAAAAUCUUCUUCAAACGUGCAAUAUUCGAGGGAAUGAAACCGAAGAAGAAGAAACAGCGGAAGGAUUUUGGACACUUUAUUUUAUCGCUGGAAGACAAACUUAACAGCAGAGACAAUUUCAAAGAAUUGGUCAAAGCCUUUAAAAUAAAAUUAUCCGAAACCCUAAUCCAUGCGCUCAUGACUGCGUUUCCUGGAACAAACAGAAAAGUAGAUCAGGCAGCGAUGAAGGCCCUUUACCUUCAGCAGUAUCCCGAUACAACCGCGCCUCCACCCUCGGUGCCUAAAAAAAAGAAGGGGAAGCAGGCAAAGCUAGAUAGAAAAAAACGGGAAGAACAAGUCGACGACGUACCUCAGGAGAGUAAAAGUACAUCUAAAAAGGCUAAGGUAAAGUCGGCAAAGACGGUGAAAUUACUCGUCUCGAAUUCUGGCACGGAAGGAGAGACCGAUGAGUUUGAAGAUGAAGAAGAAUACGGAGACAGAUAG